CGCCUGGCCCUUUGCUUCCCCGGCGACUGCCUGCACAGGCAGCAAGGAGUUGUUUCCCAGUGCACUCCUGGCUGCCAGUUCUGGCUGCAGCUGCCACCUCUAGCUGCUAAAGUGGCUGUCACCUGCUGCAAUCUACACAGCCUUGGGACGAGAAAAGGGACCUCAGACCUUCCAGAUCGCUUCCACUUGCAAGAAACUAUUUGUCACAGAUGGCUCUUUGCUUUCCUUAGGAAUAAAGAUGGCUGCUGAACCAGUAGAAUACAAUUGCAUCAACUUUGUGGAAAUGAAAUUUACUGGCGAUGCACUUUACUUUAGAGCUGAAGAUGAUGAAAACCUGGAAACAGAUCACUUUGCCAAGCUUAAAUCCAAAUUAUCAAUUAUAAGAAAUUUGGAUGACCAAGUUCUCUUCCUUGGUGAAGGAAAUUACCCUCUGUUUGAGGAUAUGACUGAUUCUGACUGUGAAGAAAAUGCAUCCCGGACCAUAUUUAUCAUAUAUAUGUAUAAAGAUAGUGAGCCUAGAGGUCUGGCUGUAACCAUUUCCGUGAAGUGUGGAAAAAUUUCAACUCUUUCCUGUGAGAACAAAAUUAUUUCCUUUAAGGAAAUCAGUCCUCCUGAUAACAUCAUUGAUGCAAAAAGUGACAUCAUAUUUUUUCAAAGAAGUGUUCCAGGGCAUGAUGAUAAGAUGCAGUUUGAAUCUUCAUCAUACGAAGGAUACUUUCUAGCUUGUGAAAAAGAGAAAGAUCUUUUUAAACUCAUUUUGAAAAAAAAGGAUGAAUUGGGGGAUAAAUCUAUAUUGUUCACGGUUCAAAACAAAGACUAGCUAUUAAAAUUUCAUAAU
Cebus imitator (Panamanian white-faced capuchin) is the source of this 838-nucleotide messenger RNA. RefSeq names its product interleukin 18 (gene IL18). The transcript has 6 exons. Lineage: Eukaryota; Metazoa; Chordata; Mammalia; Primates; Cebidae. Gene Ontology annotation, molecular function: cytokine activity. The record is from RefSeq and is a predicted model, not a curated record. Gene Ontology annotation, biological process: immune response; inflammatory response. The coding region runs from base 239 to 820 and encodes 193 amino acids.